UCGGUGGUUUGCUUUCUUGGACCGUACCAAGAGCGGCGAGAGGGAGGACAAGGCUACCCGCAAUUUCUAUUUUAGAAGCCUUGGAAAGGGUUAAAAGCCUUUAUGUAAAUGAAAUUUAGGCGUUUUUCCCAACGGGCGGGCAGACGAGACCUUGACCAAGAAUUAUUACUUCGGGGUCGCCCUUGAGGAUGGUUUUUCAAAUCCCUCUCUCCCAUGUUGCCUUAGUUGGGCCGGUCCGAAGAUUAAGUUGCCUGUGUAGGGAAGCACCCAGAUCCGGGACAGAAGUCACAAUGAACUGCCGUUCAGAGAUGCUGGAGAUAUCAGUUGAAGGUCGCCAGAUUGAAGAAGCUAUGCUAGCACUUUUGCACACCAUAUUACUUCAUCGCAGCACAGGGAAAUUCCAUUACAAGAAAGAAGGAACCUAUUCGAUUGGGACAGUUGGCACACAAGAUGUUGAUUGUGACUUCAUUGAUUUCACCUAUGUCAGGGUUUCUUCUGAGGAACUUGACCGUGCACUGAGAAAGGCUGUUGGAGAAUUCAAGGAUGCAUUGCGAAACUCAGGCAGUGAUGGGAUGGGCCAAAUUUCCCUGGAGUUUUAUCAGAAGAAGAAAUCACGCUGGCCUUUCUCAGAUGAGUGCAUCCCUUGGGAAGUUUGGACGGUCAAGGUAAAUGUAGUGAGUCUGGCUAAUGAGCAGGAACGGCAGAUAUGUCAUGAAAAGGUGGGUGAGAAACUUUGUGAAAAGAUUAUCAACAUUGUAGAAGUGAUGAACCGACAUGAGUACCUGCCCAAGAUGCCUACCCAGUCAGAGGUGGAUAACGUCUUUGAUACAGGGCUGAGGGAUGUCCAGCCCUACUUAUACAAGAUUUCUUACCAAAUCACUGACUCACUUGGGACCUCUGUCACCACCACCAUGCGUCGCCUCAUCAAGGACACCCUGGCGCUCUGAUGUCCCAGGAUAUCAUGGACCAGACAUUUUUGAAAAGCAACAUAAGCAACUGGUUUUCUGCUCUCACCUAGCCCCAGAGCAACACAUCCAUUAUUCUUGGAAAAUUUUGGACUCUUGACAUCCAUACAUCCUGUUCUCAUUCACUAACUGUUACAGGUCGAGGCUAGAAUUAGCUUGUCCACCAGUUCACCAGAUCCCAACUUCUUUCAAUUGCAAUAGAGACGAGAAACCAAGAGUCCUCUUCAGUGUCCGUUUCUGUUAAACUAAAUUCCAUUAGAUGAACUACAGUGUGUCUAUGGGAAAAGAUGGCUUGCAUGCUUCAUAGGUAUUUUGGUAACAUCUAAUAUGCAUAA
Molecule: messenger RNA, 1300 nt
Organism: Thamnophis elegans (Western terrestrial garter snake)
Lineage: Eukaryota; Metazoa; Chordata; Lepidosauria; Squamata; Natricidae
Gene: ATG101
Product: autophagy related 101
Exons: 3
Coding region: 189-947 (252 amino acids)
Biological process (GO): autophagy; autophagosome assembly
Cellular component (GO): phagophore assembly site
Source: RefSeq, a predicted model, not a curated record